AUGAUCGGCCUCAACGUGGCGGUCCGCGCCGGCGCCCAGGGGAUCGGCUUCGCGAUCCCGGUCGAUCAGGCGCUGCAAGUCGCGGCGGACUUGAUGAGCGUCGAGAAGCUCGAGAACAAGUGGCACGGCAUCGAGGUCGGCACGACCCGUGAUGGCGCGAGCACCAUCGUGCGGCGUGUUGUUCCCGGCAGCCCCGCCGCGCAGGUCGGUCUGCGUCCCGGCGACGUGAUCACACGCCUCGGCGAUGUUAACGUGGCCCGCGCGCUCGACGUCGAACGCGCCGUGCUCGGGCGCGGAGUGGGAGAGCGGGUGGCGAUGGAAGUGCGUCGGGGCGGCCAGCCGAUGAACGUGCAGCUCACCGUUGCUCGCCGCGGUUCUUCGCCGGCCCGUGACGUGGCGGCCAGCCUCGCCUCGACCACGGCGCCGGCUGCGGCGACUGCCGACCCGGCGUGGCAGGUCCUGGGCAUGAAGCUCGACGUGGAACCGAAGGCGACCUUCGAGUCCCGCGGCAGUCGCUACCGCGGCGGCAUGCGGGUGGUCGAUGUCCGCGGCGACGGUCCCGCCGCCGCCAAGGGGAUCCGUGCGGGCGACAUCCUCGUCGGGAUGCACAAGUGGGAGACCGCUUCGGACGAAGACAUCCGCUACAUCGUCAGCAACGAAUCGCUGCCGACGCUCGGCGAGGUGAAGUUCUACAUCCUCCGCGGCGAGGAGACGCUGUACGGAGCGAUGAAGGUCGAUGCGACGCGAAUCGUGGUCGCGAUGAGUGAACCUGGUACCGAUCCCGAGAUCGUGGGCUUUGGGCAGAUCGGCGUCGGUGACGACGCGGCGGUUGUCGCUCUCGGCGGGUCGCAACUCGUGGCGACCGCCGACCUGUUGAUCGACGGCGUCCACUUCGACACCUCGCAGCACGCCAUCGAGCGUAUCGGCCGCAAGUCGCUCGGCGUGAAUCUCAGCGACUUGGCGGCGAUGGCGGCGCGGCCCGUGGGUUGCCUUGUGAGUCUCGCGCUACCGCGCGGCGGGGUCGGGGGAGUAACGACGCAGCAGCUCGCCAUGCGGCUCGUCGAAGGGAUGGCGCCGCUCGCCAAAGAGUUCGGAUGCCCCAUCAUCGGCGGCGACACGAACGUCCAUGCCGGACCGCUGGUGAUCAACGUGACGGCAUUCGGUGAGGCAACCGAGCGAGGGGUGGUUCGGCGCGACGGCGCUCGACCGGGCGACGUGCUGCUCGUGACCGGCGACUUGGGCGGCAGCCUGUCGGCGAAGCAGUUCGACUUCACACCCCGUGUGCACGAGGCGCUGACGCUGCACGCUGCGGCGCCACUUCGCGCGCUGAUGGACCUUAGCGACGGCUUGUCGCUCGACCUCACAAGGCUGUGCGAAGCAAGCGGCGUGGCUGCCCUCGUCGAUGCCGAUGCCAUUCCGAUCUCGAAUGCGGCGAAGAUGACGGGCGAGGCGGCGCUCGAUCAUGCGUUGUCCGACGGCGAGGACUUUGAACUCCUCGUCGCCGCCGCACCGGACGACGCCAAGCGGCUGCUCGCUGAGAUGCCUGUCGCUUGCGGGCUGACCCGCAUCGGUGAGAUUAUGGCCGGUUCCGGGCUAUCAGCACCAAUGACGCAGAUCAUUAAAAUUGCCGACGAAACCGAGAUGGCGGCCCUCGGCGCCAAGCUCGCCAACACCUUGCAGCCGCCGGCGGUGAUCGCCUUGAUUGGGCAGCUCGGCGCCGGGAAGACGCGGCUGGUGCAGGCCGUGGCGGCGGAGCUGGGCGUGCGUGAAGACGUCACGAGCCCGACGUUCGUGCUGGUCAACGAGUACCGCACGGGCCGGACGCCGAUCUAUCACUUCGACGCCUACCGCCUCAAAGACGAGGACGAGUUCAUCGAGUUGGGCGUCGAGGAGUACUUCGCCGGACUUGGCGCCGCGGGCGCGGGACUGACGUUCGUCGAAUGGGGCGACCGCUUCGCCGACUGCCUACCGCCGGGGACGGUGACGGUGCAGAUCGAAGUGCUGGAGGGGACCGGGCGGCGCGUCACGAUCGACGGCCUCACGAUUUAA
Symbiodinium sp. CCMP2456 is the source of this 2049-nucleotide messenger RNA. The record is from the annotation of a GenBank genome assembly. Lineage: Eukaryota; Dinophyceae; Suessiales; Symbiodiniaceae.